AAACUGCAGCAACUCAAACAUCAGCAGACACUACAACCACUGAACCUGCAACAACUCAAACAUCAGCAGACACAACAAUCACUGCAACUGCAACAACUCAAACAUCAGCAGACAGUACAACAACUGAAAGUCCAAAAACUCAAACAUCAGCAGACACUACAACUACAGACACUACAGCUACGACUACCCGUCUUACAGCAACAACAACACAACUUACAUCUACAACUGAACCAACAACCACAAUUCCAUUAACAUCUACAACACAAAAUAUAUUUAUUACUUCUUCCCCUCUUACGGCAACAACAACACAGCUUACAUCUACAACUGAAACAACAACCACAACUCCAUUAACAUCUACAACAGAACAUACAGCGACAACUUUGUCCCCUCUUACUACAACAACAACAACAGCACAACUUACAUCUACAACUGAACCAACGACCACAACUCCUAUAAACUCUACAGUUCUUGUUAGCUUUUCCAGCAAUGAAGAAUUUAUAUCUGAACUGUCAAAUUCAUCCUCAGAAGCAUUUAAAAACAGAACAAACAAUGUCAUAAAGGAGAUUAAGCCAAUCUUUGAAAAGAAAUUCAAUGGCUCCUUCAUUAACAUGACAGUUAUUGCUUUCCGUCGUGGAUCAAUCAUCACUGAUAUGGAUGUAACAUUUACAACUGUACCCGAAUUUAAUCUAAUAUCUGAAAGUAUCUUAAAUGCAGGCACCACUCUUAACAUCACCAGUGUAAACAUAACAGCCAGAAUCAGUCCUACUACAACUACAACCACACCCAGUCCUACAACAACAACAACAACCAGUCCUACUACUACAACCACAACCAGUCCUACAACUACAACCAGUCCUACUACAACUACAACCGGUCCUACUACACCAACCACAACCAGUCCUAAUACAACAACCACAAUCAGUCCUACUACACCAACCACAACCAGUCCUACUACAACUACAACCGCUCCUACUACACCAACCACAACCAGUCCUAAUACAACAACCACAAUCAGUCCUACUACACCAACCACAACCAGUCCUACUACAACUACAACCGGUCCUACUACACCAACCACAACCAGUCCUAAUACAACAACCACAAUCAGUCCUACUACACCAACCACAACCAGUCCUAAUACAACAACCACAAUCAGUCCUACUACACCAACCACAACCAGUCCUAAUACAACAACCACAAUCAGUCCUACUACACCAACCACAACCAGUCCUACUACAACUACAACCGGUCCUACUACACCAACCUCAACCAGUCCUAAUACAACAACCACAAUCAGUCCUACUACACCAACCACAACCAGUCCUACUACAACAUCCACAACCAGUCCAACUACAACAACCACAACCAGUCCUACUACAACAACCACAACCAGUCCUACUACAACAACCACAACCAGUCCUACUACAACUACAGCCAAACCAACCACAACUACAACCAAACCAACCACCACACAAACAACAACAACAACAACAACAACAACAACCACAACCACAACCACACUACAAGCACGUCCUCAGCCAACAGUAGCCUUACAGAUUGUCAUUAUAGAGGUAUUUGUUCCAGCGCUUCAAAACCAACAAAGUCCAGAAUUUAAGAACCUAGCCACAAAGGUAGAGGCUGAGUUUGAUGUAGUCUACAAAACAAAGUAUGGGGAUCUUUUCAUCAAGACCAUCGUGCUUGCUUUCAUAGCUGUUUCCAAAACCCGGGCAGAACAGAAUGUACAGGCAGAUGUUAAGUUAGUGUUUAAUGAAAAGUCAACUGAACCCAUCCCCAGCAGCACUGCCAUUGUAGAGACUUUGAAAGAAGCAGUGGCAAAUCCAAGCUCGGGCUUCAACGUUUCUGUCGAUACCAACGCUAUUACUGUCCUUAAAUCACCACAGACAAUUCCAGUGACAAUCCUGACUGAUGGAACCUUUGUGACUGCUCUUUCAAAUAAAAGUUCACCUGAAUUUCAGAACAGGGCAACAAUGAUAAAAACAGGGCUUGAACCCUUUUUCUUUGCUGAUUACCUUGGAUUAUUCAGUACCUUAACCAUAACAAGCUUCAGUGAUGCAGGUGUAAGAACAAAGAGUGUGCCCACGAUCCGGAACUCCAUGGAUCUUACGUUUACAGCGGAGGCCAUUCUACCCAAUAGCACCCAGAUAGUGAACACUAUAGUUCGAGCAGCCAAAAACAACUCGUUAACUUUCCAGAUCUUCACGUCUGAAAUUGUGAUAAAUGGAACAGCAGUUUCAUCAGCAGAAGUCAGCAGCAAGAUCAGUGUGUUGACCGCUUUAGUCCUGGUUACUGUGUCACUUCUGGUCCCGGGGUUUGAUUGACCAUAACUACACAUCCCAACAUUACUGAUUCAGACAGGUCUGAAUGUCUCCAUGCACUUCUGCUCAAGUGAAGGACUCGUACAUAAAGCUACCGAUGCUACUUAAUGAGUAGUAAUGAACGUACUAUUUUACAUAACCCUAUUCUGUAAAUUUCAAACUUGAGCUAUAAUUUAUUCCAUGUCAGUUAUGGAUCUGUAUGUUCCUACAUGUUUUUAUAGAUUUAGAUCAGAACCCAGCAUUGUGCACUUUUAUAAACAUGUAAAUUCACUACAUUGGUUUGUAAACUCUAAAGUUUGCUGAAAUGCACAUUAUCUCUGGGAUCAUAAAUGGGAUAACACAAGUUCCACAAUUACCUGCUGUUAGUUUUUAAGCAACACUUUUCACAAUUUUUAUUUUUAUUUUAUUUUAUUUUUUUGAUGUGAUCAGCCAAAUGUUUAAUGGACAAUUUCAUUUGAUUCUCGGUUUAAUCAAAUUAAUUGACCAUAAAAUCAGCCAUCCUCAGAUCAAAACUAACUACAGAAACAUAACUACUAUGCAUUUUUAAAAUAAACAUUACUAUGCACUGCCAGAAAAUUAUAUAUCUCUUUAUAAUCACACGCAGACAUUUAUCUCAUGUACACAUACUUGCAGCUCUCCUAAAAAAUGCAACAUAACCACUCUUUUGAAAGCGAACAUAAGCCAUGCAAUGGAAAAUCUGGGUCUCUUUUAUGUUGGCUGACUGAGUCUGAAACGGGUAUUGAUGAGCAAAAGGAUGAAGUAUUUCAAUGAUUAUGAAACCUGUAAAACAGCUCGGAAGAAUGAUAAAUAUUUACAGGAUGUGACAUCAGAAACGUCUGGUGGAAAAAUGAGCAGAUACGAUGGUCUGAUAAUAUUACAUUACACAUAACACGAAAACCUGUACAAAACAAUAUUUUGCAGCAGUUGUUAUUCCCCAUCUUCUAUGCACCCUUCUUAGUUCGUUAGCAGCAUAAUAUUUAACAGGCAUGUUUCAUGCAAAAUUAUGUGUAUCAUACCAGUAUUUUCUAAAUUAUUUAUUCUAGAAAAAAAUAUCCAGUAUUUCUGAUGUUAAUUUAAUGCAAACCUAAAGGUCUUUUCUGUGAAUUCAUGAGAAAUGUAUUGAUUGUUAUAUUGUUCACGCUGGAUGUGGUAAUUAUUUUUCUAUAAGUUAUGUAUGUAGUAAUAUUUAUCACUUUUCUUAGGACAUGCUAAAUAAACUGUGGUGACACAA
Molecule: messenger RNA, 3567 nt
Organism: Megalobrama amblycephala (Wuchang bream)
Lineage: Eukaryota; Metazoa; Chordata; Actinopteri; Cypriniformes; Xenocyprididae
Product: mucin-5AC
Exons: 10
Coding region: 609-2339 (576 amino acids)
Source: RefSeq, a predicted model, not a curated record